Molecule: messenger RNA, 3194 nt
Organism: Cloeon dipterum
Lineage: Eukaryota; Metazoa; Arthropoda; Insecta; Ephemeroptera; Baetidae
Gene: Patr-1
Product: Protein associated with topo II related - 1
Exons: 13
Coding region: 208-2364 (718 amino acids)
Biological process (GO): deadenylation-dependent decapping of nuclear-transcribed mRNA; P-body assembly
Cellular component (GO): P-body
Molecular function (GO): RNA binding
Source: RefSeq, a predicted model, not a curated record
UACACCCGGUUUCAGUACUACCGGUUUUUCGAAUAUGAUUUUACCUUGAACUCAAUUUCUCACGAUGAAGCGGGGACUGUUUAGCAGAACAGCAGUUUUGUAGUUUUCGCGACUUUAGUGUGUCUUAACGCAGUUGAGCAACUCAUUCAACCUCAAGACUGAAACUCCAAUCGUUCAGCUCAUGUUGUCGUUCAAAGGAAAUUCAGGAUGACCGACUCGUUUUUUGACUUUGACGCUGCACUGCCGGCUGAUGAAGGGCCACCCCAUGGCUUAGAAGAAGACGAAUAUGAUGCCCUAAACGAUGAAACUUUUGGUGCUGAGACAGAGUGGCAUGAAGACGAAUGGGAAAACAAUCACGAACAGCUCGCUGGUCACUCUGGAGUUACCAAAAGCAAGGAAUCGUUUCUCCAGCAGCCAGAUGACGAUGACGAAGAAGGUCUUGUGUCGGGUUCAGCUGCAGCGCAACUUGAAGCCAGACUUAGUGAAAUCAUCCUGGACGAUGAAUCUCCAAGCAAACACAAGGCAAACAUUGCUAUGCCCCCCGGCUUCUGGCCGCCUAUCCCAAAUUUGCAGCAGAAACAAGCUGCAAGGGCAGCAGGCAACUUUCCAAACGCUAAUCCACCUGCCAUUUUUAACCAGCUGGCUGCAAUGGGACAGCAUUUUCCUCAGCAGCAACAGCAACCACCACCUCCUAGACCAACUCAAAUGGUAACAGUUAGAACUGUGGAGGACCUUGAAAGGGAUCUUCGAGCAAAAUCCCAAGCCCAAUUGCAUCAGCAACAACACCGUGAUGGAAGUCCGUUGCACAGAGAAGGUCCAAAAGGUCCCAUGGAUGCUAACCAGUUAAUUGAGAUGCUUAGGGUAAUGGGAACAAUGCCAGAAAACAGACCGCAAGGUCCGCCCCAAGGUCACCCCAAUCCUGAUAUUGUUCUAAGACUGGCACAGAACCAAGGUAAACCGAUGAUGCACCAGCCACCCCCACCACCCAAUGGAGCGAUGAUGCUGCCACCAGGGAUGAGACAUCCCCACCCGCCACCAGGAAUGCACCACCGACUGCCGAUGAAUAUGUAUCCACCAAACUUUCCCCCACAUCUGCGGAUGAGAGGAGAGAUGCCGCCGAUGCCCUGGAUGAACCAGCCCCCAAUGCCGAUGCACAUGAUGCACCAGCCACCGCCUGGAAUGCACCCUCACCACCAGGCUCAAAUGAUGAGUCAGCAGCACCACAUGAUGAUGCAGCAGCAUCAUCAACUCCAGCAGCAGGCUAGGCAAAACGGGUCGCACGACCCGUACGCAGGGUUGAUGACGCCGAAAGACAAGCAAUGGUUGAUAAACAUACAAAUUUUGCAACUCAACUCGCAAAAGCCUUACGUGGACGACUUCUACUACACGGCAUUCCAGUUCAAGAAGCAGAGGGCCAAGGAAAAGGCUGGCGAACGCGGCUUGCGAUUGCAGAGGCGAGAGCAGCGCACCCUGGAGCCUCGAGCCUACACCCCGGCACAUUUUGAAGGCUCAUUGGGCAAGCUCCAGGUUGUAAGUGUGACCGCCCCAAGAAAAAUCAUCGACAUGGAAAUUAUGAAUUCGGAUAGUGCUGACGCUCAAACUCCAGUGAGAGACACUAGGAAAGUUAAGCAAGCCCUUCUAGAACUUGAAAGGCUGUAUGUUCUGGUAUUGCAAUUAGAAGAUUUAGAACAUCCAUUACCGGAAGCACAGCAAUCGGUGACGGAAUGCAAGGAGGAAAUAGUUUCUAAAAUUUUGAAUACUUUGAUACCUGCUGCUGGUGCUGAAGACAAAUUUCCCUCCCUGCUUUCUGUGCGAAAGGGCAAGGUCCUCCUUUUGCGAUUGUUUCCACAUUUACUGUAUUCUCAGCAAACGCCUCUCUGGCGCUCUCUCCUGCAAAAUUUUUGGAUAAUAUCUCGCAAAGACAUGCAAGACCAAGUACUGUUUGAAAUGUUCCCCGCUUUUCGCGAGUGGUGCGCUCAGGCAGUGCUGCCAAACCUAGUUGAAGUGAUCUCGGUGAUGCUUCCGCAGAAGUCCGAGGCCAACCCGUCGCCUAGCAAUAUUACUCCCAGAUCGCCCCUACCUGCAGCCUUAUCUAACAAAUUUGGCGUGUCCAUCAUUGCUUCGAUUAUCAACCGAGCUGGCGAGUUGGACGACAAUAGCUGCCCGCCGAAGACGCAUCCAGAUUGGCAGUCGUGGUCGCAGUUUGUGAGCACUGUCGCCGAAGUGUCCUGUGAGCUUGCAAUUGAGCCGAGCACUCCUCUGGACCCAUUAGCCAAGCCAAACUCACUAACGAGAUUUGUAGACAACAAGCAAAGUCAGACACUUCAAAGGCUGUUGCAAAUUGACAACAAACACGCUGCUUAAGCUAACAAUACUUGGCAGGCAUCAGAUAAGAUCAGCACUCUCUUGACAAAUUUAUAUUUUUUAAUGAUUUGGGAUUCAAGAGGAUGCAAUUUAGUUUUAUGACAAAAUCAGCGCUCAGUGUCCGCAAAUCUACUUCUUUUUAAAACGUUGAAUUUGUAUAUUUUCUUGCUUUUAAUGACAUGUGACUGUGAAGUUAAGCGUUUCUCUAAUUCUGUGUUGAUCUUAUUUGCAAUCAGCCAAUCUUUGAGUCCUGAUUGAAAACUAAUCGAGUGCCGAUUCAAUUGCAACAAAUUUGUUAAUUAGUAUGUAUACUGCAAGUUCAGCACUUAAAAGGAUUUUAUCAGGAUAGAGAACUUGGGAAAAGAACUUAUCCAUAAUAAUAUGUCCUUGUAUAUAGGUCAACAUAACAUGUUGAAUUCCUAUAUGAACGUGAUUAUGUCAUUUUAAACAUUUUUAAACUUCUUAAUUCACGCCAUCACUUAUGUUAGUAACAAAUACCCAGAGAAUUCAAAAGUAAUACAAAAAAUCAAACCAUUUUUGGAGACCUCAGCCAUUAUUUGUACUUUCAACCGUUUUUAACAUAUUGAUUUCUGACCAGAUUUUCUUCGGAAAACACCAGCCGUGUGUGGGUUUUUAGAACAAAGUAAAGUGGAUCGAAAACCAAGAGCUUGUUCUGGGGAGAGCAUAGCCAAAAAUCAAUAAAGUCAAAAAGAGCACUUUGAUUACAUUAGGUAUGUCUGCCACCUACCUAACCCUUAUUGCAGCAGCUGAGGCCUCUUAAUAAAGGAUAUGGUUUAGUUUUAAUAAAGUCUAUUAAGUAAUCAUGCAAA